Messenger RNA from Manis pentadactyla (Chinese pangolin), 2783 nucleotides. RefSeq names its product cyclin G2 (gene CCNG2). Gene Ontology annotation, biological process: regulation of cyclin-dependent protein serine/threonine kinase activity; mitotic cell cycle phase transition. Gene Ontology annotation, cellular component: cyclin-dependent protein kinase holoenzyme complex; nucleus; cytoplasm. Bases 445 to 1479 code for a protein of 344 amino acids. The transcript has 9 exons. Gene Ontology annotation, molecular function: cyclin-dependent protein serine/threonine kinase regulator activity. Lineage: Eukaryota; Metazoa; Chordata; Mammalia; Pholidota; Manidae. The record is from RefSeq and is a predicted model, not a curated record.
CAGCAGGUUCGGAUGGCGGCCCGGGGGCACCGCUGAGGCGGCGGGUUGCCGACCGCGGGGGCAGGUCCGGACGCCUGUGCAGCACCCAGCGCCCUCCGGGCCGCGGCACCGCGGGCCAGUGGAGGCGUGCAUCCCGCACGCGCCCACUCACAGAACCUGCAGCAGUAGCUGCCCCCCGUGCGUUCCGCGGGGCAGAGGCCCCUCCCCCACGGCUUCAGGUGGGGCCCACCGUCCGGACCCAGCCGCCCCGGGACAGUUUCCUGUUUGUGAAACCGCCGGAGGCUGGGGCUGGGCGGUCUGACCCAGCCGUAGCCGGUGGACGUGCCUACGGCCCCUCCUCCUGCCACACCUCCUUGGUCGAGAAUUGCGCUGGGGUUCUGGAGGACGUGACUGAACCCCUCACCCGCUCGUCGCCGGGGUGUGCUGGGGCGCCUCUCGCUGGAGAUGAAGAAUUUGGGGGCAGAGUACUUGGCAGGUCAUGAAGGGGUCCAGCUCUUCGGAUUGCUAAACCUCUACCUACAGCAGGAACAGAAAUUCCAACCUCGAGAAAAAGGGCUAAGCGUGAUCGAGGCAACCGCGGAGAAUGAGAACACUUUGUGUUCAAGAUUGAGAAAUGCCAAAGUAGAAGAUUUAAGGAGUUUAACCAACUUUUUUGGAUCUUGCACUGAAACGUUUGUCCUGGCUGUCAAUAUUUUGGACAGAUUCUUGGCUCUUAUGAAGGUGAAACCUAAACAUCUGUCUUGCAUUGGAGUCUGUUGUUUUUUGCUGGCUGCUAGAAUAGUUGAAGAAGAAUGCAACAUUCCAUCCACUCAUGAUGUAAUCCGGAUUAGUCAAUGUAAAUGUACUGCUUCUGAUCUAAAACGGAUGGAAAAAAUAAUUUCAGAAAAAUUGCACUAUGAAUUAGAAGCUACUACUGCCUUAAACUUUUUGCACUUAUACCAUACAAUUAUACUUUGUCACACUUCAGAAAGGAAAGAAACACUGAGCCUUGAUAAACUAGAAGCUCAGCUGAAAGCUUGCAACUGCCGUCUUACCUUUUCAAAAGCAAAACCAUCUGUAUUAGCUUUGUGCCUUCUCAAUUUGGAAGUAGAAACUUUGAAAUCCAUUGAAUUACUGGAAAUUCUCUUGAUAGUUAAAAAACAUUCCAAGGUUAAUGACACAGAGUUCAUUUAUUGGAGGGAGUUAGUUUCUAAAUGCCUAGCUGAAUAUGCUUCUCCUGAAUGUUGCAAACCAGAUCUUAAGAAAUUGGUUUGGAUUGUUUCAAGGCGCACAGCCCAGAACCUCCACAACAGCUAUUACAGUGUUCCUGAGCUGCCUACGAUACCAGAGGGGGGUUGUUUUGAUGAAAGUGAAAGUGAGGACUCUUGUGAAGAUAUGAGUUGUGGAGAAGAGAGUGUCAGCAGCUCUCCUCCCAGGGAUCAAGAGUGCACUUUCUUUUUCAACUUCAGAGUGGCACAGACACUGUGCUUUCCAUCUUAGACAUCUUGCUGUUCUGUGUCAGGAUUUAAAAUGUUAGUGUAGGUCUCAGAGCAAUAAAUGGGGGGGGAGUAGGUAAUUUCCUGGUCCAGCCCCGAUUCUGGCAGGAAUUGUGUAGACUGGAAUACCUACCUUCUAUUUAUUAUUCAGAUCAGAUCUGGCCUAUUUUCAUAUUUAGUCCUAAGCCAUCAAAUGGGUUAGUUAGUGCCUCUUAAACAAUUAACAAUACUUUAGACAUUGGCACUUUAUUUUUCUCAUUGAUCUUUAGCUAUUUGGGGGAGGAGGGAAAGUGCUAUACCUUCAAUUUCCUACUUCCCAAGAUUUUUAAAGAUGAAUAGUGUAGCUUAAACUUUUUGUAAAGCCUUCUGUUGUCUUUAUUUAAACCAAUAGGGAGUGUUCAAGUGCUUCCUUAGGGACAGUGGAUAACCCUGUAUUGGUUUAUAUUAGAUCUCCCUCCCCUCAUUUUCAGAACAGAGAAUAUACUCUUAAAUGUCAAACACCCUUUUUUAGUGUUUUUUUCCCUUACGGUUUUUAAAUGAUCAUUACUAUCUGAUGCAGACUUUUUAAGCUUGGGAAUUAUAAUACUGACAUUUCUGUGAAUUUUAAUACAUAGUCUUGAGGUAUCUGCUAAAGCAGGAAUAACCAAUAGAGUAGGUUUGUUAGAUAGUUGAAUUUCUAAUACCUAAGUAUUGUCACACUGUAGUUUUAUUUUAAUAAUAAAUCCAUAAUCUGCUAGUUUUGCAUGCACCUGUGUGAAAGCAGUUCAGGAGGUUGCACAGAACUAGGUAGCUAUGGAAUUAAGUAUUGAUCUAGUAGCACAUUUUAUCUCAUUUUCUUAUAUUAAAAAGUCUGCAUGAUUAUAUUUUAUUUCCUUUGUAGUUCAUAUUUCAUAAAUAAUCGUAUUAGUAUAUGGGUGCCAAGAUUGAAUAUGAAGUAAAAAAUCCCCCAAACAUUGUAGUAUUACAGUUUUAAGUGUAUCUGUGUGGUAGUAUAGCCAUAAGAAUAUAGGGGUUUAUAAACUCUGUACACAUGAGAUUUUGUACAGAGAAUUUUCUGAACUUUACAAAUUGUAUAUGAAAAUGUAAAUCUUAAAAAAAUUGUACAUAAAAAUACUGUAUUUUUUUACUUUGUGUGGUAGUUUAGUCCUUGCAUGUAAAUAUAAUUUAUUGUAUUCUGUAUUACAAAUCAUAUACAUUGGUGACAACUUUUUUUAACAGUAAGUCAGCAUCCAUUGGAUGUUCCCUGAAGUGGAUCUUUUUGACGUAGUAAUAGAUUACAACUCAAAAUAAAAACAUUAGUGAAUUGUG